This is a messenger RNA of Dendrobium catenatum, 3165 nucleotides long. RefSeq lists its product as uncharacterized. The record is from RefSeq and is a predicted model, not a curated record. Lineage: Eukaryota; Viridiplantae; Streptophyta; Magnoliopsida; Asparagales; Orchidaceae. The transcript is spliced from 4 exons. The coding region runs from base 1 to 3165 and encodes 1054 amino acids.
AUGCCGGUUGUCGAUUCUCUCGCAGGAGUUGAAGGUUCUCGUUCUGAGAUUCUUCUAUUUUUCGGAUUCUUUCUUCCAAAGAAGGUCCCGAGAUCCAUUGCCAGCCGAAGUGCUCGCUCCUCAGAAGAAGGAGAUGAGGAAGAAGAAGAGGUCGGAGAAAAUCCCUUCGGAGGUGAAGACAUCACACUCGCUGAAAUGAGAAAUCAAAUGAGGCGACAGAUGCGAAAGAAAGAUAGAGAAAUUUCUCAGUUGAAUGAUAAGAUGACUGAGAUGAUGACUCAGAUGACGGCCAUGAUGGAAAUGAUGCAGAAGACCACUUCUGUGGGCCCUGCACCGGCCCAACCCGUCAACCAAGCUGCUAAUUCUCAAAACCCUCAAGCGUCUCAAGGCUCAGGAGUGAAAGGUGUACUUGAAGGUGGCAAAAAAACUGAUGAUCCAACCUGCCAGCGUACUCCACAAAAUGUGGCGAGUGCCUCUGAACCUGUAACUGCAUCGCAGUUGGAAGGCUUAAUCAGUGAAAAGAUCAAGGCCAUUAUAGGUGCUGAACAGGCAGAGAAGUUGGUAGGAAAAGGUUGCCCAUACCCGACAGAAUACGAUCAAGUGCCCUAUCCAAAGGGAUAUUCUGUACCGAAGUUUAACAUCUUCGAUGGAAAUAAAAAUCCCAGGCAGCACCUCGCACAAUUCAAAGCUACCUGUGGGAACACAGGGGGUAAUGAUGCCCUGCUAUUCAGGCAAUUCGUAAGCAGCUUGAGUGGAACUGCUUUCGAAUGGUAUGCUGAGCUGCCAAAUGAUUCUCUAAAGACCUUCGCAGAACUAGAGGCAUUGUUCGUGAAAAGAUUUGCCAGUGCAACAGAGAAGACUACCAUUGCUGAUCUCGCUCUCGAUAAAAGAAGAAAAGACGAAUCAGUGACGAGGUAUAUAACACGCUGGCGCAAUCUCAGCAUGAAGUGCGAGCAGCAGCUGGAAGAAGAGCAUGCAGUUCAACUGUUGAUGGGGAAUAUUGAUGAUAAAAUGCAACCCUUCUUAUGCAUGGCUUUUAUCAUGACCUUCCAAGAUCUGUUGGAUAGGGUGGCAAAAUUUGAGAAGUUAAAAUUAUCAAUGUCUGAAAGCUUUCCUGAUAAAUCCAAAAAGGCGAAAGCUCCUGAUGCCAGAAAGAAUGAGGUUUACUCUGCAUUCCCUCCCAGACCUGAUAAAGGUAAACGGGUAGUGUAUAAUGUGGAUAAAGGAAAGCAGCCAAUGCAAUACGAAGAAAAGCCAAAACAGGCUUACAAUUCAAUCCCUCAACCAAAACUGGUUCUUGGAGGAAAUGAUAAACCUCGAGCCUUUCCUGGUGGAGGAGAGCGCCAGAGGCAACCCACGGGAACUGGUGAUAGAACGUUCCCUUCUCUGAAGGAGAAAAUGAAUAAAGAAUAUUCAUUUAAAAGGGAGAGUGUCGCUAAACUAUUUCGACAAGCACUCAAGAACGGUCUAGAAUUGCCAGAAUGCAAAAGACCUGAAGAGUCCAAACAUAGUGGCGACCCAAACUACUGUCCAUAUCAUCGGGUAGUUAGCCAUCCAAUUGAAGAUUGUUAUGUCUUCAAAGAUUGGUUGGAAAAGAUGUACAAAAGGGGAGAAUUAACAUUAUCAGAUAAUGUGUUAGUUCGUCCCGGAAAGGGAUCCACCCGGGUAGUCACGUCCUCUUCCGUACUCCCGUCUAAAGAAACAAUAACAAAAAAAUCUGUUCAAGUAUCCACCUCUAAAGAGCAACCUGGCCAAGCUAGCUCAUCCAAAUCUGGCAAAGCAAAGCCAAAGUCUUCAAAGAAGAAAGCCAAGUUGAAGAAGCCUAUGACGAAGAACACUGUAACUCAAAAGGCUAUUGAUGAUGAAAAGGAAGAAGAAGCUGAGGCUGAAUCCCUUCCUACAGAGACAUGUCGAGUCAUAUCUGUGGCAUCAGAGAUAUCAGAAAGGGAGAAAUACGCUGAAGAAGCGGCCCCUGAGGUCUGUCUAAUGGUAUCAUCAAUGGAAUUCAGUUCAGAUGAUCUAUGUUUUCCAGAUGAUGAAGAUUCAGACCCAAGCAUAGAAUCACAAAUGAAACAAGUGAAGUUGGGAGACGAUUCCGAGUCUACAGAUGAAUCCCCAGACACAACAAUGGCUGAUUCUGAAGAGAAUGAUUCAUCAAAUAAGUCUGAAUCAGAUGAGGUGGCCCAAGUACAGUUGAGGAGUGGCAAAGUACUGCCACCUCCACUGAAGAAAGGAGCUCCUAACAAAGAUAAAGGAAAGGAGAUAAUUAUCAAUGAAAAUAUUAUCUCUGAAGACUCCAAGAAGAAAGAGACUUCAUCCAAGGGGAUAGAUUAUAAUAUCUUAUCCCACUUGAGGAAGAUCCCAGCACAACUCAGUAUAUAUGACGCCCUCUUGAUGUCUAAAGACCUUCGAGAGACUUUGAUUCAAGCUCUCAAGGACCCUGAAAGAUAUGAGGCAUAUUUUGCUGAACGCAACUUGACGGAAGUCUUGCAAGCUCGAAAUGAGCCCCUCAUCACCUUUGCUGAGGAUGAUAUGAUGCUUGGAACGGCAGAUCACAAUCGCCCAUUGUAUGUUACGGCAGAAAGCGACGAUAUGGUGAUCAGUCGAAUUUUGAUUGAUCCUGGAUCUUCCGUAAAUCUCAUGAGCUUGAAAGCAUUGAGAUCAUUGUGCCUUGAUGUGGAACAUCUUGGGCAAGACAAGUUGAUGGUACACAGCUUCAAUGAGAAAGGGCAGAAAAUUCUUGGAUCAUUUAUGCUCCCUCUUGUAUUUGGAGAGCUCCAUACAGAAGCUAAAUUCCAUGUGAUUGAUGCAGGCACCUCAUUUAAGGCGCUACUAGGUCGCCCCUGGUUGCACGACUAUGGCGUUAUCCCUUCAACAUUACACCAGUGUAUGAAAUAUCUCAGAGAAGGAGAAGAAUUCAGGAUCUCUGGCGAUAUUCAGCCCUUUGCAGUACAUGAAGUAACAGUUUAUGAAGAUGCUAAGUACUUCAUGUCAAAGAAGCAAAAGUCAUCAAGUUCUCUUGAGGCUAGAGCAUCAAAUUCUAAGGCUGCAAAGAAACCCAAGCAAGAAGGUGAUAAGAAGCGUGUAGGAAGAAAGAAGGCAGCGCCGGCUCUUCCCAAAUCACCAACUCUUCCUAAAGAAAAGAAGCAUGUCCAAACCCAAUAA